Molecule: messenger RNA, 1916 nt
Organism: Sceloporus undulatus (fence lizard)
Lineage: Eukaryota; Metazoa; Chordata; Lepidosauria; Squamata; Phrynosomatidae
Gene: ILK
Product: integrin linked kinase
Exons: 13
Coding region: 179-1537 (452 amino acids)
Biological process (GO): integrin-mediated signaling pathway; cell-matrix adhesion; substrate adhesion-dependent cell spreading
Cellular component (GO): focal adhesion; stress fiber
Molecular function (GO): protein binding; protein kinase activity; ATP binding
Source: RefSeq, a predicted model, not a curated record
CGCCGCCCUUGCAGUCCCGCUUCCCGGCGCCAGGGGUCGCUGCCGGGAAGGAGGGAGGGAGGCAGGGACCGACGCCCCAAAGAGCCCCGCCGCCAGAGAAAGGGAGAGAGAGCCAGGCGCCGCCGCCGCCGGAGGGAGGACUCCCGCCCAUUCACCCAGCCACCACUGGGUGCCAGCCAUGGACGACAUCUUCACCCAGUGCCGGGAGGGCAACGCCGUGGCCGUGCGCCUUUGGCUGGACAACACAGAGAAUGACCUGAAUCAGGGGGAUGACCAUGGCUUCAGCCCUCUCCACUGGGCCUGCCGAGAGGGUCGCUCCAGCGUGGUGGACAUGCUGGUCAUGCGUGGUGCCCGCAUCAACGUCAUGAACCGGGGGGACGACACCCCUUUGCACCUGGCCGCCAGCCACGGUCACCGAGACAUUGUCCAGAAGUUAAUCCAGUUCAAGGCCGACAUCAAUGCUGUCAAUGAACACGGGAACAGCCCCCUCCACUAUGCUUGUUUCUGGGGGCAGGAACAAGUGGCCGAGGACCUGGUGAUGGCUGGAGGUCUGGUCAGCAUCUGCAAUAAGUAUGGGGAGACCCCGUUGGACAAGGCCAAGCCCCCCCUGCGGGACCUACUAAAAGAGCGUGCAGAGAAGCUGGGCCAAAGCCUCACCCGCAUCCCUUACAAGGACACCUUCUGGAAGGGGACCACCCGGACACGGCCCCGGAACGGGACGUUGAACAAGCUGGCGGGAAUCGACUUCCGGCAACUAAGCCUGGGCCACAAGCUCAACGAGAAUCAGUCCGGAGAGCUCUGGAAGGGGCGCUGGCAGGGUAACGACAUUGUCAUCAAGGUCCUCAGGAUCCGAGACUGGUCCACUCGAAAGAGCCGUGACUUCAACGAGGAGUACCCCAAGCUCAGGAUAUUCUCUCACCCCAAUGUGCUGCCAGUCCUGGGUGCCUGCCAGUCACCACCUGCACCCCACCCCAUCAUCAUCACCCACUGGAUGCCCUACGGGUCGCUCUACAAUGUCCUCCAUGAGGGCACCAACUUUGUGGUGGAUCAGAGCCAGGCAGUGAAGUUUGCACUGGACGUUGCGCGUGGCAUGGCCUUCCUCCAUACCCUAGAGCCCCUCAUCCCCCGCCAUGCCCUCAACAGCCGCAGCAUCAUGAUAGAUGAAGACAUGACGGCCCGGAUCAGCAUGGCUGACGUCAAGUUCUCCUUCCAGUGCCCUGGCAGGAUGUAUGCCCCAGCCUGGGUGGCACCUGAGGCCUUGCAGAAGAAGGCGGAGGAGAUCAACCGGCGUUCAGCGGACAUGUGGAGCUUUGCGGUGCUGCUGUGGGAGCUGGUGACAAGGGAGGUCCCCUUCGCUGACCUCUCCAACAUGGAGAUUGGCAUGAAGGUGGCCCUGGAGGGGCUGCGGCCCACCAUUCCACCGGGCAUCUCCCCUCACAUCUGCAAGCUGAUGAAGAUCUGCAUGAAUGAAGACCCUGCCAAGCGCCCAAAAUUUGAUAUGAUCGUCCCCAUCUUGGAGAAGAUGCAGGAGAAGUGAGGGGGGCGUUGGGAAGGGGUUGCCACACAUGCCACCCCUCCCUACCCACAGAGCUGCCCCAAGUGCCUUUUGGGAGGUGCUCUGGACGGGAUGGAAGCGCCAAAACGGUACAGAUGAACCUGCCACCGCCUGGACCCCCCCCCUCCCUGGGCAGAGGGAUUCAUGGAGGGGAUGGGACUGCAAACUGCCUUGGCCUUUUUAACGCCUCCCCCCCUGUGCUGCCUUUAACAGACCCCCCUAUAACCACCAGAACUCCAUUUGUAAGCUGCCCCCUUGCAUUCUGCCAGUGCACGCCGCCUUGCUCCUCCACCGUUGUUUUUACUCUUUUCUACGCAGCCCCCAAGGGGGCACCCAAUAAAAGCCCUUGUGAUAUUGAAAA